CUCGCAAGCUCAACGUGUCGUUUGUCUAUUGGCAGCCGGAUUGCAACUUCGUGGUGGCGGCAACAGCGGAUGCGGAUCUCCGUUCCGUUCCGACUGCGAGCACGUGCGCCGGACAAUGAUCCCCAACCAGAUAAAAGGACGCGGCGGCGGCUAAAUUCCGCUUCCAUGGAGAUUCCCUCCACUAAAUGGUGAAUUGGCGGUACACGUGUUCAUUUAUCACUGGAUCAUUCAAUACCCCCUCAUCUUUUUCCCUUUCCCGUCAAAACUUUCUUGAACUUUUCAAUCACUUCGUUUUCAUUUUGCAAAAUUUUCGAUCGGGUUGUGAGAUUCGUAUUCGGAAUCGGAGUAGAGCUACGGUCGACGACGCUCUGAUCGCGAUCCGAUGGAUCCAUUAGAGGAUCCGAGUUGUUGGGAUUUUCUUAAUUACACCUUGUUCGUCGCCGACGACAAUAUCAACCCUACGCUCGGUCCUUUGUGGUCUAAUGAUUCAAGGGAUAGUGGUGCGGAAACCGAUGUUUCAGCCGGGCGCGUCGAAUCUGAAGAAAACGAAAUCUCGCGGAAGAGGGCACGAGAUGGGUCGUGCACUAGAUCAACUUCAAAAGCUUGCCGUGAGAAGUUGCGGAGAGAAAGGCUAAAUGAUAGAUUUCUAGACUUGAGCCUUGCUUUAGAACCUGGCAGACCUACCAGAACUAACAAGCCGGCCAUACUCGACGAUGCCAUUAGAGUGUUAAAUCAAUUAAGGAGUGAAGCUGAAGAUCUCAAACAAACUAAUGAAAAAUUACGAGAAGAAGUGGAGUGUUUAAAGGCAGAGAAGAAUGAUCUUCGGAAAGAGAAAAUCAUUUUGAAGGAAGACAAAGAAAGGAUCGAGCAACAGUUGAAAUCUGUAGCCAUUCCACCUCCAGGGCUCAUUCCUGGUCAUCCAGCUGCAUAUCAUGCUGCUCCAGGUAAGAUGGCUGUUUUCCCCGGUUAUGGUUUGAUCCCAAUGUGGCCAUAUCUUCCUCCAUCGGUACGUGAUACAUCUCAAGAUCACGAGCUCAGACCUCCUGCCGCCUAGUUAAUUUUGCCACCUUUGAAUAAUUAGAGUUUCUCUUUGUUUCAUCCCUACAUUUUUGGUUCACCAACAUGUAAGUAUUUCUCAAAACACAUUUCCUGAUUUUAUUGCAAACAACUAGUUGCAAAAUGAAAGCAGAAUUUGCAAGGACGUUGUUUGAUACUCUUUUUAGUAAUUUUCAUUCAAUGCCCAUUAUCUUUGU
Momordica charantia (bitter melon) is the source of this 1253-nucleotide messenger RNA. RefSeq names its product transcription factor bHLH104. Gene Ontology annotation, molecular function: DNA-binding transcription factor activity; protein dimerization activity. Gene Ontology annotation, biological process: regulation of DNA-templated transcription; intracellular iron ion homeostasis. The record is from RefSeq and is a predicted model, not a curated record. NCBI's taxonomy places the organism in Eukaryota, Viridiplantae, Streptophyta, Magnoliopsida, Cucurbitales, Cucurbitaceae.